Molecule: messenger RNA, 1665 nt
Organism: Naumovozyma castellii
Lineage: Eukaryota; Fungi; Ascomycota; Saccharomycetes; Saccharomycetales; Saccharomycetaceae
Gene: CCT5
Product: chaperonin-containing T-complex subunit CCT5
Exons: 1
Coding region: 1-1665 (554 amino acids)
Source: RefSeq, a predicted model, not a curated record
AUGAAUACUAUGGAAAUGCCAGAUUUGUCGAAUGCCAUUGUGGCUCAAGAUGAAAUGGGAAGACCCUUCAUCAUCGUCAAGGAUCAAGGUAAUAAGAAAAGACAACAUGGUCUUGAAGCUAAGAAAUCACACAUCUUAGCUGCCAGGUCCGUCGCAUCCAUUAUUAAAACAUCCUUGGGUCCUCGUGGACUGGACAAAAUUCUAAUAUCUCCAGAUGGUGACAUCACUAUCACUAACGAUGGUGCUACCAUCUUGUCUCAAAUGGAAUUGGAUAAUGAAAUCGCAAAAUUAUUGGUACAAUUAUCUAAAUCCCAAGAUGAAGAAAUUGGGGAUGGGACGACUGGGGUAGUUGUUCUUGCCAGUGCUUUAUUGGACCAGGCUUUAGAAUUAAUCGAAAAGGGUAUUCAUCCGAUCAAGAUUGCUAAUGGGUUUGAUGAAGCAGCUAAAUUGGCCAUUAACAAACUAGAAGCAACCUGUGAUGAUGUCAUGUCUGGAGAAAACUUUAAUGACUACCUUUACAAAGCAGCAAAGACCUCCCUAGGUUCCAAAAUUGUCUCUAAGGAUCAUGAUAAAUUUGCACAAAUGGCAGUAGAUGCCGUUACUAGAGUCAUGGAUAAGGAAAGAAAAGACGUGGAUUUUGAUCUGAUCAGAUUACAAGGUCGUGUUGGUGGUUCCAUAAAGGAUUCACAACUGAUUAAUGGUGUUAUACUUGAUAAAGAUUUCUCCCAUCCUCAAAUGCCUAAUGAAGUGUUGCCAAAAGAUGGUAAAGAUGGGGUUAAAUUAGCCAUAUUGACAUGCCCAUUUGAACCACCAAAACCAAAGACUAAGCAUAAACUAGACAUAUCUACUGUAGAAGAAUAUCAAAAACUACAAACUUAUGAACAAGAUAAAUUUAAAGAAAUGAUAAAAUUCGUAAAGGAUGCAGGUGCUGAUGUUGUUAUUUGUCAAUGGGGGUUCGAUGAUGAGGCAAAUCAUUUACUAUUACAAAAUGAGCUUCCAGCUGUCAGAUGGGUAGGUGGUCAAGAACUAGAACAAAUUGCUAUUUCCACUAAUGGUAGAAUUGUUCCCAGGUUCCAAGAUUUAACAGCAGAUAAAUUAGGUACAUGUGGUAAGAUUUAUGAAAUGGAAUUUGGUACCACCAAAGAGCGUAUGCUAGUCAUUGAACAAUGUUCGGAUUCUAAGACCGUGACUUGUUUUAUCCGUGGGUCAAAUAAGAUGAUUGUCGAUGAAGCUCAACGUGCUCUUCACGAUUCAUUAUGUGUGGUACGUAAUUUAGUAAGAGAUUCUCGAGUCGUCUAUGGUGGUGGUGCCGCUGAAGUAACAAUGUCAUUAGCAGUUUCAGAAGAAGCUGACAGACAACGUGAUAUAGAUCAAUAUGCAUUCCGUGCCUUCUCACAAGCUUUAGAUACCAUCCCAAUGACUUUAGCAGAGAAUUCAGGUUUAGAUCCAAUUGAAACUUUGUCGACUUUGAAGAGUAAACAAAUUAAGGAAAGCUUAUCUACUAUCGGUGUGGACUGUUUAGGUAAAGGUACCAAUGAUAUGAAAGAACUAUUCAUUGUUGAUCCCUUUAUUGGUAAGAAACAACAAGUUCAAUUAGCUACCCAACUUUGUAGAAUGAUCUUAAAAAUCGAUAACGUUAUCAUAAGCGGGAAAGAUGAAUACUGA